Messenger RNA from Coffea eugenioides, 729 nucleotides. RefSeq lists its product as uncharacterized. Lineage: Eukaryota; Viridiplantae; Streptophyta; Magnoliopsida; Gentianales; Rubiaceae. The coding region runs from base 224 to 424 and encodes 66 amino acids. The record is from RefSeq and is a predicted model, not a curated record. The transcript has 2 exons.
AAAUCUUGGGCACUGGAAUAUAAUCCAAAAGAGUCACUAAACGCCGACGUCUGCGAGUCCCCUCUGACAUUUGCUCACCUCCACUCCAUUUCCGAGAGAGAAGGGCAAAGGCCAAACGGUGGCCAAAGGGAAAGCAGUGAAAGCUUCUCCCUCUCUUUCAUCUACAUAGCGUCGGAAGAAUUAGUGGAGGCCCUCCAGUUUCAGAUAUUUCAGGUAGACCAUUAUGACGAUAAAACCAACAGUUGCCCUAAGAGCUAUCCUUGUUGGUGGAGUAGCUGCAUUUGCAAAAAUUGCGGGUGCUCUUAAAGCUGCAGGUGGUGUAAAAGUAGGUGCAGCUGCUGCUGCCGUGACAGCUGCAGCAACUGCAGCCAGGUCAGGGUCAAAGCAGGAAUCAAAGGAUUCUCCUAAACAGCCAUCAAAAUGACUUUGGUUGUAGAUGGACCUUGUGUGUUAGGUAAAGCGAUGAAUUCCCUGUUAGUUUCUUGGAAAGUUUUGGCCUUGCGAAACUUGUACACUGCAAUAAUAAUAUGAAUGCACUGAAAUAAAGUUCUUCAUAGCUUUGGGUACGAGUGAUAAUCAAAUCAUACAUCUUGUAGUCCUGCAGUUGUUCAUAUCAUGUUGUCUUGUAAUUUGAUUUUGGAUUUUGCCGGAAUGUUCUUGGUAGCUAUGGACAUGCUAUUUUCUUUCAUGGGCGGAGGACGGAAAUGAAUUCACACUGUUCCUAACACA